Messenger RNA from Linum trigynum, 2591 nucleotides. The record is from the annotation of a GenBank genome assembly. Lineage: Eukaryota; Viridiplantae; Streptophyta; Magnoliopsida; Malpighiales; Linaceae.
CAUCGCAUCGCCUCCGCUCCCAUUUUCACCUCGCUAAUGAUUUAUGGGUUUCCGAAGCCUCCUCCUUCACUCAAUCGCCAAAUAGAUAAGCCCACUUCGUCGCAAUCAAACGCUCCGAUCUCAAAGCCGCUUGUCUUCUGAAAGACGCAAUCAAACGCUCCCCAACUGGUUUCCUCACCACCCAGUCCUUCGCCGAUUGGCAGAAGCUCCUCGGACUCACCGUCCCCGUCCUUCGAUUCUUGCGCAGGUACUUUGAAUGUUAAAUUAGAUUUGAUAGAUGAAUAGAUAGCCAUUUCUAAUGUAUGUGAAUCCAAUCAAUUUUUUUCUAGGUAUCCAACUCUGUUCGAAGAAUUCCCACACGCCCGCUACACGAACCUGCCAUGCUUCCGACUUACCGAAACAGAGCAGCUUCUCGACUCACAUAGUCACUUGAACAAUCCAUCCACCUAGCUCACGAGGCUGAAACCGUGGAGAGACUCUAGAUUGCUGAUGAUGAUGAAAACCAGAACGACACCAAUUCAAUCUAUCCACUCGCUGAAAUUCGAUUUAGGUCUCCCCGAUAACUUCGAACGUAACUUAAUCCCUAAACAUCCCGACCACUUCCGAGUACUCAAGGCAUCCAACAGAAUCGGAUGCUUGCGUCUCGCUGAAUGGAAGUCGGAAUAUGCAUUCUCUGCUCUCCAAAUGUCCCACGAGAGCAAGAACAAAAACGGGAACAACGACGAGUACAGGCCAUUCAAACGCGGCAGGCGACUUUGACCUUCCCGAUGAGUUUUCCUAAAGGGUACGGCAGUCAGAAGAAGGUGAGGGCGUGGAUGGAUGAUUUUCAGAAGUUGCCGUACAUUUCGAAGUGGGCUUCUCGAUUUGGGGAUUUGGCGACGGAGGAGGCUUUGGAAACCAAGAAAUCAAUCGGCUAGAUGAAAGUGGGAGCGGAGGCGACGCGCUGAAGCGGAGGUUGCCUAAUGUCAAUUUAGAAUUUAUAUUAUUUUUUCUGUUUUAAUUAUUCUGGCUUAUUAUGACAAUGAGUUGGAAUUCUAAAAGAUUAAAUUUUAUUUUAUUUAUUAUUUUUUAAUUGUCACGUCACUCAGUUAACGGUCAACUUUGAAAGUUGACUGCCACAUAAGACAAAACUAACGGAGUUAGACGGUGAGUGACCAAAUUUGAAACACUUAACUAAUCUUAGUGACCACGAAUGGAAUUAAAUAUUUUUAGUGACCAAACAUGAACGUUUUUAGUAAAUACAGUGACCAACCUUGCAAUUAACCCGGAUUUAUUUUAUCAGUUUUUUUUGGAAGUCAUAUUUAAGUUAUAUUUAAUUUAUUUUUAUUUUGUAACCAAAAUAACAAAGAAAAUAUUUUUUAUGGUUUUGUCCAUAUAUUUUAUUUUAAUUAGAAAAUAAUAAUUUCAUAAUAAGGAAGCAUAAUAAAAUAUAUCCCGAGAUAGUAUUUGUUGGGGAAUGUUCAAACUCGAAGGAGAUAGGUAUGUGCUAUUUUAAAAUGGUUUUAUGUUUGUUUGAAGUAGUUACUGAAUUUUUUUUUUGUGAUACGUAGGAAUUCAGUCUUAUGUUAAUGCGAGAAGUAACAUUGAUAUAGACAACUAUUAAGUAUAGUGCAAAUAAUUAACGGAGAUAUUGAAUCGAUCAAAACAUGUGAAGGAUUCUAUAUGUUGUAAAAUUUAGAAACACUAACUUAUCGGGGAACAAUACCGAAUUUCUAUACGCAAGAGUAUUUUUAUGUAGAAACUCGAAAUAGAUUUUACGUGUUGGGCUAUUGCUACAACGGUUUCAUGUAUGUCUGGAGCAUUUGUAAGAUUUUGUGAUAGUACACAAAAAUCUAUUAGUACUCACAAUCAAUGUAGUCAAAAUCGCGUUUUAAAACUUAAAAACUUACAAUUCUACGUUUCUAGGUAACUAAUACGCUUCUACACAGAAUCUCAGUUUUUAUAACUUAUGUAGUUAAAAAAUCUGCUUUAAAACUUAAAAACUUACGAUUUUACGCUUCUAAAUCAUCAAAACGUUUCUACUUAGAAACUCGCUUUUGACUACAUUGCUCACAAUACAAAUAUAUAAAUCUAAUUGACAUACAUAUGGUGAUAUAAGCAACAAGUUAGUAUUGCAAAUAAUCGAUAGAAAUGAAGACGGUGAAUCGAUCUAGGAAAACAAAUAAUUUUAUUCACGAGAAAAUCUAUAAAAUACGCAUUAUGUAUAGGGGAUUAUAAUACCUUAAAAUUAAAAGGAAAAUUUUUAAUUAUAUGAUAAAUUCUUGGCUAAAAUUCGCUAUCUAUAUAUGUUUCCAACAUUUUUGGCAUAAAAUGAAUCUUAUAUCUAAUUUAUAUCACAUAACUUGGAUAAACUUGUUAUUUAAAUAAGACAAAACAUUAAAAAUCCUACAAAAACGCCGGUCUAUCCAAAUUAAGAAUGAAAGACAAGACAACAAAAUCCAUGCGGUCUAUGUAUAGAAUGUACCGUCACAAAAAACAAAAAAGCAAAUAUUUAUUUCCCAUUUUGUAUAAUGACAAAUUCAAAUUUUCUUUCUAUUAGAAAUUAAUUUCUAAAUGGCAAAUAUAUCCCUCAAUAAAUUUUUGUUAUUGGA